GUGGCCCCGGGAGUUUCGCGGCGUCGAGUUUGACAACUACAUUGACUGGCUCCUGCCCGCCGCGGCGGUCUCGCUGCUGGGGGGCCCCGCGAUCUGCAUCCCCUGCGGCCUCACGCGCGCCGGCCUGCCCGUCGGCCUGUCGCUGGCGGGGCCGCCGGGGUCGGAGCGGCGGGUGCUCGCGGCGGCGGCGGCGUACGAGGCCGCGCACGGGUGGCGCCGGAUGGUGCCGCGGCGGCCGGCGGCGGCGGCGGUGGCUGAGGCGGAGGCCCAGCAGCAAGUGUGA
Monoraphidium neglectum is the source of this 283-nucleotide messenger RNA. RefSeq lists its product as hypothetical. The transcript has a single exon. The record is from RefSeq and is a predicted model, not a curated record. The annotation marks the transcript as partial. Lineage: Eukaryota; Viridiplantae; Chlorophyta; Chlorophyceae; Sphaeropleales; Selenastraceae.